Chelonia mydas (Green sea turtle) is the source of this 1849-nucleotide messenger RNA. Its product is annotated as sodium- and chloride-dependent GABA transporter 1. The transcript is spliced from 14 exons. Bases 1 to 1800 code for a protein of 599 amino acids. Gene Ontology annotation, molecular function: gamma-aminobutyric acid:sodium:chloride symporter activity. Gene Ontology annotation, cellular component: plasma membrane. NCBI's taxonomy places the organism in Eukaryota, Metazoa, Chordata, Testudines, Cheloniidae. Gene Ontology annotation, biological process: neurotransmitter transport; sodium ion transmembrane transport. The record is from RefSeq and is a predicted model, not a curated record.
AUGGGGAAGAUUGACAACACAUCUGUGGAGUUGAAUUCACCCUCCGGGGUGAAGCAGGCAGCCAUUGAGGAAUUCGAGGCAAUUGGCCAAGGAGAUGGGAACACCAAGAAGAUGAAGGAGCUCCCAGACAGAGGUUCUUGGAAGGGCAAAUUUGACUUCCUGCUGUCCUGUGUGGGCUACGCCAUUGGGCUGGGCAAUGUCUGGCGGUUCCCAUAUCUCUGUGGCAAGAAUGGAGGAGGGGCCUUCUUGAUUCCCUAUUUUCUGACACUGGUGUUUGCUGGGAUUCCUCUCUUCCUGCUGGAGACAGCUCUUGGCCAGUAUACCUCUGUUGGCGGAUUGGGGGUCUGGAAAUUAGCGCCUAUGUUCAAAGGAGUGGGCCUGGCUGCUGUGGUUCUCUCGUUCUGGCUGAAUAUCUAUUACAUUGUCAUCAUUGCCUGGGCACUGUACUAUCUUUUCAACUCUUUCACUGCGGAUCUGCCGUGGCAAAGCUGUGGCAAUGCCUGGAACACAGAGAGAUGCUUUUCCAACUACUCCCUCAAUGAUACCACCAACCUGACCAGCGCUGUGACCGAGUUCUGGGAGAGGAACAUGCACCAGAUUUCUGGUGGCCUGGGGGAGCCAGGUAACAUCCGCUGGCCCCUAGCUGGCACUCUCGCUUUAGCAUGGGUUCUGGUCUAUUUCUCAAUCUGGAAAGGAGUAGAGUGGACUGGAAAGGUGGUGUAUUUCUCAGCCACCUACCCUUACUUCAUGUUAAUUAUUCUUUUCUUCCGUGGAGUCACUCUACCGGGAGCCAAGGAGGGAAUUCUCUUUUACAUCACGCCAGACUUCAGCAAACUCUCUAAGUCUGAGGUCUGGAUGGAUGCAGCCACACAGAUCUUUUUCUCCUAUGGACUGGGGUUGGGAUCUCUGAUUGCCCUGGGAAGCUAUAACUCCUUCCAUAACAAUGUAUACAAAGACUCAAUCAUUGUCUGCUGUAUAAAUUCCACCACCAGCAUAUUUGCAGGAUUUGUCAUUUUCUCCAUUGUUGGCUUCAUGGGUCACAUUACCAAGAAGUCAGUCGCUGAGCUGGCAUCUUCAGGUCCAGGACUGGCUUUCCUUGCCUACCCACAGGUUGUCACGCAGCUGCCCAUGUCCCCUCUCUGGUCGAUUCUCUUCUUCUCCAUGUUAAUGAUGUUAGGCCUCGACAGCCAGUUCUGCACUGUGGAGGGGUUUGUCACAGCCCUGUUAGAUGAGUAUCCCUAUCUCCUGAGGGCCAGGAAGAAGCUCUUCAUUGCUGUGGUCUGUCUUAUCUCCUACAUUGUUGGAUUCUCCAACAUCACCCAGGGUGGCAUUUAUGUCUUCAAGCUGUUUGAUUAUUAUUCAGCCAGUGGCAUGUGUCUUCUCUUCCUCGUCUUCUUUGAGACCAUCUCAAUUUCCUGGUGUUAUGGUGUGAACAGAUUUUACAUGAACAUUGAAGAGAUGAUUGGCUACCAACCUUGCAGCUGGUGGAAGCUCUGCUGGGCCUUCUUCACUCCCCUCGUUUGCGUGGGUGUUUUCUUCUUCAGUGUGGUUGAAAUGACCCCUCUGACUCUGGGGAAAUAUGUCUAUCCCACAUGGGGACAGGGCAUCGGCUGGCUCAUGGCUCUGUCUUCCAUGGUGCUGAUUCCGGGCUAUAUGCUGUACUACUUCUUCAUCUCCCAGGGGACCGUCAGGCAGCGUUUUCAGCAGAUGACUCAGCCCACACAAGAAGUGGAUGUUCAGAACAAUGGACUAAAACCGAAGACCUCACUGAAUGGGAGAGUCUCAGAUGCUGCUGUCUAGGCAGAGGGCAGAACCUAUUCAUCCUGCUCCGUAGCUGCUCCCGCCCCUG